Messenger RNA from Macadamia integrifolia, 1293 nucleotides. RefSeq lists its product as uncharacterized. The transcript has 2 exons. The coding region runs from base 187 to 510 and encodes 107 amino acids. The record is from RefSeq and is a predicted model, not a curated record. Lineage: Eukaryota; Viridiplantae; Streptophyta; Magnoliopsida; Proteales; Proteaceae.
AAUCCAAUCACAUUAAAGCGUCAUUCCAUAUUCCUUCUCAUCUACGGUUCUACCUAGAUUACCUUUUCUAAAUUUUUGUAAUUUGAUCAAGUUUAAACGUGUAUUAUCCAUUCAAAGUGUCAAAUUCUCUUUCUCUCUCUGCGUCUCUCUGCAGCUUCUUCCUCUAUUAAUCAUAUAUUCAUAGUAAUGAGCGUGUUGUCAUUGCAGCCAUCACGGGCACAACUCGCGAACCUGCCUGAUGAGAGAAGGGGUGAAGUUGUUCGGUGUUCGACUCACGGAUGGGUCCAUAAAGAAGAGUGCGAGUAUGGAAAACCUCUCUGCUCACUCUAUUGCUCGUCUUCCUCUACUGCUGCUUCUCCCAAUCCCAGUUCACCUUCUUCUGAUCCCCUCCGUGAUCCCACCCCUGUCGCCGAAGGUUAUGUCUCUGAUGAUCCUGUUCAUGCAUCUUGUUCUUCCAAUUGGCCCAGUGAUAGGAAAAAGGAUAUUGAAGGAUCACUCGAUGAGAGAUGAAAGGAGCAUGUUAAAUGGGCUGCAAGCAUGGCUUUAGGGCUGGUGCUACUGUUCCUUGGGUUAUAUGCAGACAAUCUGAUGCACCAGAAAACAUUGUAAGUUCUUGGCACUCAUAUUGUUUUUUAUUUUUCUUUUCAACAAUUAUUAUCCCUCUUUACUAUGAUAGAAAAUGUUUAUGAAUUUAAUGGAAAUUGAGCAUCCUAAGUUGUUUGGUUCCUUCGUUAAUUGCAAUCUCUCAUUUUGAUAUUUUUAAUUUGCUUUCACAUAUAGAUUCCUGCAAUGCAUCUCACUGUUAUGGUUUCUGGCCAAAUUCUUAUAAGAAACUAGCACUUGGGAUGGGGGUAAAAUGCUAGCCUAGCAUAUUAUAAUUAUAUGUGAUUAUCCGUUUCAUAUAAAUUUCUUCAAGAUGCGUCACUAGCCAUUUUUGGUCAUGGUCUUAAUAUUGUAUCAAUUGGAAAAUUGGAAUUAAAAAAAAUUGGUGGUAGUGGUUUGCAAUUCCCAUCAUCUCUUUUUCAUGAUGCGUUCUAAAAAAUUGAUAGUAAUGGUUGUAAUCUAGAGUAGUAUCAAUUGUUUUCCCUACCCACAACCAAUUCACAAAGAAAAUAAUCCGAAUAAUGGGCAAUUUUUUUCUUUUCUUUUUUGACAAUAUGAAUCUCUCUCUCUCUCUCUCUCUCUCUCUCUCUCUCUCUCUCUCUAUAUAUAUAUAUAUAUAUAUAUAUAUAUGUAUGCAUAUGUGCACUUGCUUGUUUUAGUUUCAUAUGCAUGUAAAAAAAAUUAUACAUU